AUGGCGGUCGUCUUCUCCAUCGUGAUCCUGCUCCUCAGCAUCGGGGUGCUGGUGCUGAUCCACAUCUGCGUUGUCGGGAGGGCUCUCAGGAGUCUUCGCAGCGUGGAAGCCCACGGGGGGUGUUCCUGCGGGGGCCGCGGCUUGUCGAAGGAGGACCUGGAGACGCUCCCAUGCUAUGACUUUGAAGGCGGGGAGAAGGGCGGCGGCGGCGCCGCCGCCGACGACUGCGCCAUCUGCUUGGAGACCUUCCAGGACGGCGACAGAUGCAGGUUGCUUCCCGUGUGCAGGCACAGCUUCCACGCCCAAUGCGUGGACUCGUGGCUCCUGAAGAGUUCCAUGUGCCCAAUCUGCCGGUCUAAUGUCACUGGCGGUAGCAGAAGGUUGAGUUCCAUGGAUGCGGAGGGGCAAAUCUGGGUGGAAACCAGCUCUGAGCCCGCUCUGCAAGUCUCCUCUUCCGGAUAG
Molecule: messenger RNA, 462 nt
Organism: Spirodela intermedia
Lineage: Eukaryota; Viridiplantae; Streptophyta; Magnoliopsida; Alismatales; Araceae
Source: the annotation of a GenBank genome assembly